Mytilinidion resinicola is the source of this 1335-nucleotide messenger RNA. RefSeq lists its product as uncharacterized. The record is from RefSeq and is a predicted model, not a curated record. Gene Ontology annotation, cellular component: nucleus; cytoplasm; ribonucleoprotein complex. The coding region runs from base 1 to 1335 and encodes 444 amino acids. Lineage: Eukaryota; Fungi; Ascomycota; Dothideomycetes; Mytilinidiales; Mytilinidiaceae. Gene Ontology annotation, molecular function: mRNA binding. The transcript has 3 exons.
AUGGCUGACUCUGACCCAAACUUGCACCCAAACGACACAUCCAUGGAUGACGAGCAUUUCUUCUGGGUAUCUGGCCUUCCAUACCACUGGACCUGGCGGAGUUUGAAAGACUAUGUCCGCGGCUUCACUGUGAACCAGCCGAGAUGGACUGAAGUUGUCGAGGCUUACCCAGGCUUGCGUGAGGGCUACUUCAGAGUCCUUGGAAAAAAAGAUGCCGACUCUGCCUACAAUCGGUUUGCAUACCGACGCAACCGGACGAACGGCAAGGGCACGCUGGUUCACGAGUGGAAACUUAGCCGCUCUGGUGUCAGUCCGACCUUGGUUCGAUGUAAUUGCUCUUCGCCGCGGGGAGGAGUCGGACCAGGCCAGCACAGCGGCCGACAGAACGGGACAAACCUGAACCUGAUCGCUCGGACGAUAAUGACCUCAGUGGCGAUGAACUCUCCCGGCGCUAGCGCUCAGAUGCCCGUGAACGCUCCCGCCAUUCGCCCUCCGAUGCUCCUGAACGCUCCCAUGCCUACGAAUGCUCCCGUCACUAGCGCUCCGAUGCCCAUGAUCGCUCCGAUGCCCACGAACGCUCUCGUCACUAGCGAUCCAAUGCCCACGAACGCUCCCGUCACUAGCGCUCCGAUGCCCAUGAACGCUCCGACGCCCACGAACACUCCCGUCACUAGCGCUCCGAUGCCCAUGAACGCUCCAAUGCCCACGAACGCUCCAGUGCCCACGAACGCUCCCGUCACUAGCGCUUCGAUGCCGGUUCCAUAUAGAUAUUGGGCAACUCCUCCUGCUAGAUAUUACUCAACUCCUGCUGGAUAUUACUCGACUCCUGCUGGAUAUUACACCACAUACCCCACGCAACCGACACAGUAUGGCUACGCGGCUGCUACAGCACCAUAUCCUGCUGUACCACAAAGUGUUCCCAUGCAGCGAUCGCCGGCAUACUCGACGACACCUGACGGCCUCUCCAUGAACAUCACCAACGGCGUAGUGCGCACUGAACAUCGAGGAAUCUUUAUCACCGGGCUGAGCUAUUCUUGCGCCGAGGCGGACUUGACUGAACUUCUAGAGAGCUAUGGUGGACGUCCCAUGCGUUGGGAGUUGCCGCGGGACCAAAGCACUAGCAAGCCCAAAGGCUGUGCGAAGGCGCAAUAUGCGAGCGCGGCCGAGGCUGCAGAUGCGGUCGAGAAGCUGAACAACGCCCUUCACAUGGGCAAGACCAUCACGGCGCGCCGUGACAAGGAGGCGACGGCGGUAGUACAGGAGCAGGGACCCGUAGUUGCUAAUGGCUCGACGAGUGCGGCACCGCCUUCUCUGACGGGCACUGCGCAGCACUGA